This is a messenger RNA of Acanthocheilonema viteae, 2583 nucleotides long. Lineage: Eukaryota; Metazoa; Nematoda; Chromadorea; Rhabditida; Onchocercidae. The record is from the annotation of a GenBank genome assembly.
AUGGAAUGUUUUGCAGAAUUACUGGAUGCGUUAGAAGAAGGAAUGAUGGUAGUGGGUUGUGAAUCGGACGAUCAUCAAUCCAAGAACAGAUCUCACAUAAAUAAAACUUAUUGUAAACAAGCACGCUAUAUGAGAGUUAUUGAAAGGCGACGAUUAAAUAGAUCUAAGGAAAGGCGUCGACGCCGUAAAAAUCAAGCAAAAAAUUUGGUGGUUAGGGAACCGCUCAGUUUUGUUCUGCAAGUAUACAUCGAUUUCGGAUUUGCGCAACGUAUGAGUGAUAAAGAACUAAGUAAAUUGGUUCGACAGAUGGGUCGUGUUUGGGGUCUCCAAAAGAAGAGUCCCGGUUUGCAGGUUACCCUUCUUUCACCAGAUGAACGCUUUUUGUGCGAAGGACGUCAGAAAAUGUCUGGUUUUGAUAAUUUUGAUUGGAUCAUUUCUGACAGAAGUAUAAAUGACUUUGUUACGGAGUGCCAUAUGGUGUAUUUGAGUCCAGAUUCGCACCUUAAUGCAUUGUUAGAUGUGAAACCUGACGAAGUAUAUGUUAUUGGUGGCCUCGUCGAUGAAACUGGAGUUGGAUCGUUGUCAUAUUAUAGAGCAGAAGAAUUAGGUUUGGAUGCUCGACGAUUACCGAUACAGGAAUUUCUUCAUCGACGUGACAGUGGGACAUUUAAUAUGAUGCUUACAAUUAAUCAAGUUGUAGAAAUUCUUGUGCGUUAUGUGUACUCAAGAAACUGGACUGAAGCACUUUCUGUUGUGCCAAAGCGGUUGGGCUAUGAAGAAGAAUAUAAUAAGGGAAAGAAGCAUAAAAUGGACGAGAAGGAUGAUUUUUUUGGCAUUCACAACGCUACAGAAACACCUCUUCCACGUCAUAUGGAAGCUGCAGUAAUGCUACGAUCAAGAACGACAGAAAAAAGAUAUCGCAAAGCUUCCAAUAAACAAAGUGUUGUUUCAGACCAGAGGUUAGAUUCACCAUCAGAUUCGUCAAAUGACUUCGUGGGAGAUUCAAAUGAGAAUACGAGAUAUGGUGGUAAUGACAAUAAUGCGAAUGACGAGAAUAUUCGACCACUCGAAAUGUUGGACUCAAAGGCUUGCGAAGACAUAGGUCUCAAAAAAAUAUGGGAGGAAAUUUUACCGGUAUGGAAAAUGAAUAACGAUGAUUUCAUUAGUGUAAUGGCUGGUCGGAUUAUUUAUGAAGACGAGGAACUUAUUGCAUUUGAUAAGCCAUAUCAAAUGCACGUAGCAAAUGCACCGAGCAAUCAAGCCGAAUUGUUACGCAUUCUUCCCCAACUUUCUUCUCGGAUAGGACUACAUGUGGAUUGUUUGCGGAUUAUAAAAUCUAUUGCAAAAUCUGUUACUGGAGUAACAUUGUUUGCAAAGAAUGAAAAUGCUCAAAAAAAAGUAAAAGCUUUGUACGAUAAUGGAUUAAUAGAGCAGUGUUACCAUGUUAUUACAAAUAUGGCACCUACGCAUCAUAAAGCUGUUAUCAAUAUUCCGCUUAUGUUACCAUUGAGUGCAAACAAUAACAAUGAAAGCACUCCAUUUUUGGAAGCAAGUACGUAUUAUCGUGUUCUCAAGCAUGAUCGUAAAAAUCAUACCAGUUAUAUGGAGUGUGUCGUCAAUCGCGAUGUUCCGGAGCAAAUACGCGCUCAUCUUGGUAUUGGCAUUGCAUGUCCUAUUAUCGGUGAUAUCAAAUAUAAUUUUAGUCGUCGAGAAGCAGGAAGAGGAAUUCCACCACGACUGUCGGAUACUGCAUUACAAAAUUUAAAUAUUGCUGGCAAUUCAUUUCGUCGACUACCAAUGUAUAUACAUUUGAAAGAAAUAUGUUCAAUGAGGUUUAAAAUCGGUGGUACUUUAUUACUUAACAUACGAAUGCCGCAGCAGGUUUGCUAUGUCAAAUUGGAUGAUGAAUUGCCAGGGUGCAAAUCGAUUGUGAGAUGGAAAACGUCGACUUAUUUUCUGGCAUCGUUACUUUAUGCCGUUCAGACAGAAUAUGUAAAACGAGCCCUGUUGGGUUUUCUGAAGAGAAAUUACAAUAUUCCAGAUAACGGGAAUGUAUAUUUGGUAAUUCACUUCCGCAACCCGUUCAUGAGUGAAAUUGACUAUAAAUGGAACUACAGGAUUUCUGCCAUUUAUAUCAGAGGUUUGGAGCUAGAAAAGUUAUUAUGGAUUUUAUCUACUUUUGGUGGUGCUUUGUCCGCUAUGGGUGAUUAUUAUAAGCAUUUCGCCGAAAAAGCAGAGCUUAUUUCUUAUAGUCAACUGCAACUUGCUAAUAAUAUUGGUGAUCCAGUUCUGAUUUCACGCUGUAAAUUAUAUAUUUCAAUCAGUUUGAUGCAAACGAAAAGAUAUCGUGCAGCUGCGAAAAUUAUUCGUACAUCUCAUCUCGGUUACUUCGUUGCAUAUCGAACAGCGUUAUUUAUUAUUUCUAGCCAACAAUAUAACGUUGCAAAGGCGUUGAAAAGUCAAUUUCUGUUUCAUUGUUGUGAAGGAGUAUGGAUGAAACUGCGUGGUAUGAUAGAAAACUCUAGACAGAUGAUCCGAAAUACUGACAUUACUUUGAACGAGAAAUUCAACGAGCAUCAGUAA